Molecule: messenger RNA, 1392 nt
Organism: Penicillium manginii
Lineage: Eukaryota; Fungi; Ascomycota; Eurotiomycetes; Eurotiales; Aspergillaceae
Product: Spo7-like protein
Exons: 1
Coding region: 1-1392 (463 amino acids)
Biological process (GO): nuclear envelope organization
Cellular component (GO): Nem1-Spo7 phosphatase complex
Molecular function (GO): protein phosphatase regulator activity; phosphoprotein phosphatase activity
Source: RefSeq, a predicted model, not a curated record
AUGGCUACACCCUUAGACCAAAUCGUCAAGGGUGCUCCCAUGUCUGAAGUUCAUGCUCCUACGCCGGAGCCAUUGGCUUCGGCUUCACUCUCAGAUACCUCCCCGCCACAGCCCUCAACGCCAGAUCCGCUGGCCAUCGCACCCGACUCGCCUCCCCAGAUCUACCUGAACCUCUUAAUUAUGGAAGCCUCAUUACGAGCGCAAUAUCUGGCCCUUCGCGAACGCCGUCGUCAGAAUACUUUCUUCCUAUUACUCCUUGCGGGCUGGAUCGCUUACUUCUCCUACGCCUUGUUCCUCCGUCCCCGAGAAGAUGGCCGCGGCGUCGGUGGUUCCGUUUAUUGGAUGGUGGAGAUGGGAGAAAAGGUCGCUCUGCUCGGAGGAGUAGUAACUGCACUCUUGGUAUGGGGAACGGGGCAAUGGGAGCGUGGUAUUCGCUGGCCACGACGCUGGCUCGCCGUCGCCAACCGCGGCCUCCGCACCAUGAACACCAAGAUCAUCAUCAUUCGCGGUCCUUGGUGGCAGGAGUUGCUCUCCUACGUCUCCUUCCUAUUCCCUUUCUCCAUUCCUUUCUUCCCUUCCCCCUCCGGCAACUUCCAGCUCAUCGAACGUCACCCCAACGAAAAACGCGGUAGUCGGCAGCAUUACCAGCAAUACUAUACCAGCGCGGACAGUGAAUCCGGCCUCGUCGAGGAAGAUCUCAGUCCCGGCGGCGAUUAUAUUCAUCUCCUCCUUCUCCCCAAAUCAUUCUCCCCAGAGUUCCGCGACAAAUGGGACCAGUACCGCACCGACUUCUGGUGUUCCGAGAACGAACGCCGCGCGAAGCUACGUCACCAGCUGCGCGAGCGAGAACGUCAACUCGCUCGAUCGGAGGGAAACUGGCUCGGACGUCUUGGCUUGGACUGGCGCGCUUCAGGGCGCCGCCGUCUUGUUGCUGCGACGUUACACCGUUCUAUCGAAUCGGAGAGCAAGCCUCCUCCUCGCCCUCAUUCCCACCACCAGCAUCAACCAUCCAACUCGUCCAGGCUCACCCAGGAAUAUCGCGCCCCCUCCCUUCGUCGAAAUACUCGCUCCGAGUCCUCCCAUUCCCGUACCUCUUCUCGCAGCACUACCCCCGUUGACGUCGAAGACCGUCCGCCUUCCCGCUCCUCUGCCACCGGUCGUCCUCGGCGCGGAAGUACAACGCCGUCUAUAUCAGGUGGAGAUCAAAGCCCGCAGCAAAGAAAGCGGAAGGGAUCCAAAUCCUUACGUCGAGGUUUAUCGCCUUUGACUCAGGCGCAGGUGCGCGAGGGUGUGCGAACACCGUCUUUUUCAUCCGAUGACUCGGUGCUGGUGGUUGAUAGGGAGAAGGAAAGUAUACCGACUUCUGUACCUGAACCAAGUACUGCUUCUUAG